Molecule: messenger RNA, 6909 nt
Organism: Linepithema humile (Argentine ant)
Lineage: Eukaryota; Metazoa; Arthropoda; Insecta; Hymenoptera; Formicidae
Source: RefSeq, a predicted model, not a curated record
UUAGAUACGCCAUGCAACCGCGAGACGUCGCCAGUAUCGUGACACGAUGGCGUCCGGUCGAUAAACGGCGAACGGACGAGUAUCCGGAGGUGCUCUCUCGGCUUUCGCGUGUGCUCACAGAUCGGAGCAGGCAAUUCGUGACCGGGUCCGCGACGAAGUUGUGACAAUCCUUAUUCGCGGCGACGAGAAAACUGUGCGAGAAACGCGGCGGGCGCGGGUGCAAUAAUAUGUCGCGACGACGAGCCGCGUAAUCAAUCGCGCGCGUCGCACCGACGGGGAGCCGCCGCCCGCGGCACAUUUCGCGCGACAGCAGCGUCGAAACAUGCGUCCGCUGCGGGGCGACGGGAACCGAGCGACAACCGAGGAGGCUCCUUCGAGGAACUGUCAGGGGGACCGUCGCCACCACCAUCGCCGCCGACGCCGCCACCACCGCCGUUACGCGUGAGUCAGUGCAGGAUCGUACGGAGGCGACGCACGCAAAAUGGCUUCGGGCGACAAUGUAGACGUGAUCGAGGUGGUUGAGACGACGAGCUUUCCCGGCCCGGCGCAACCCACGGUGGAUCACCUCAGACCGGACCAGGCCAUCGUCGAGGAAGACUAUAAGUCAACCGGAGAAAAAACAACAGCAUUUGACAGCUCAAUAGUGCAACAUGGUACCGCUGGCAAGACCCCUACGGGGGUAUCAAGAAACAAAUCGGAACGGGAGAGAAAGAUCGGGCAUCGAAGAGUUGGUGUGGGAGGUGAAAUCACAUAUAAGAAGAUCCAAACCACACAAAUUAUGGGAUCUAUCCAACUGGGUAUACAACAUGCUGUUGGUGGUCUUGCGAGCAAACCCGAACGCGAUUUAUUAAUGCAGGACUUCAUGACGGUGGAGACAACGAACUUUCCUAGCGAAGGAUCAAAUCAUACUCCAGCCCAUCAUUUCUCGGAGUUCAAAUUUAAAAAUUAUGCACCCAUUGCAUUUCGUUAUUUUAGAGAUCUCUUUGGCAUUCAACCAGAUGACUUUUUGAUGUCGAUGUGUAGCGCACCACUGCGCGAGUUAUCAAAUCCUGGCGCUAGUGGGAGUAUCUUUUAUCUGACGGAUGAUGAUGAAUUUAUCAUAAAGACUGUGCAACAUAAAGAAGGGGAGUUUUUACAAACUCUACUUCCAGGAUAUUACAUGAAUCUAAAUCAGAAUCCGAGAACGUUAUUGCCAAAAUUUUUUGGAUUGUAUUGCUAUCGGUGUAAUAGUAAAAAUGUUAGAUUAAUAGCUAUGAAUAAUCUUUUACCUUCAUCUGUAAAAUUGCAUCAAAAAUACGAUUUGAAAGGAUCUACAUAUAAAAGAAAGGCAUCAAAAACAGAACGUUCGAAAUCUUCUCCAACGUAUAAAGACCUAGAUUUCAUAGAGCAUCAUCCGGAAGGCAUCUUUUUAGAAGCUGAUACGUAUGGUGCUUUAGUUAAAACUAUUCAACGGGAUUGUCGUGUGUUAGAAAGUUUCAAAAUCAUGGAUUACUCUUUACUUGUUGGAAUCCAUAACCUCGACCAGGCAGCGAAGGAAAAAGCACAAGAGCAAAGAUUAUCGGCAAGUGCUGAUGAAGAAGUUGGGGAGGUAACUGAAACUGACGGAUUUAUUCAAAGCGAAAGAGAAAAGGAGAGAGAAGAUAGAAUAGGUGCUAUCGCUCUGAAUCGAUCGCGUAGUAUAAAUCGUCAAAGGCUGGUUGCUCAUAGUACAGCAAUGGAAAGUAUUCAAGCUGAGAGCGAACCGAUAGAUGAGGAAGAUGAUGUACCUUCAGGCGGCAUUCCUGCCAGGAACGCGCGUGGUGAACGUCUAUUAUUAUUCCUUGGUAUUAUCGACAUUUUGCAGAGCUACAGGUUGAAGAAAAAACUGGAGCACACAUGGAAAUCAAUGAUACACGACGGAGAUACGGUAUCGGUCCAUCGGCCAGGAUUUUACGCGCAACGUUUUCAAGAUUUCAUGGCCAAGACAGUAUUCAAGAAAAUACCAUCACUGGACCUGCCUGAGAUUAAGGGGAAUCACCGCAAAUUCCGUAACCUCGUCACCAGCUACAUAGCCUUAAAACAUUCCCCAUCGAAGAGGAAAAGCAUAAGCAGACCACUGAGACCGCUGGAAGGUGACUUCGAUUCUACCGCGGUGACGGCAACUGGAGGUUCAGCAAUGCAUGCUACAUCACCCACAAAAGCCGUUAGCCCGCCCGAUUCUGCGAUCAGCGCGACGAACGCGGUGGUCACGAGCGUCUCGGCGCCGAUCGCCACCUCGACCCCGGUUAAUCUUGCCGCCGGUCCGCUGAGCCCACCCCCGUUGAGCCUGGCUGCCGGUCAAGGUCCGCAUCACGAGCAUCCACCCGGGGCCGCCCCCGCGGUCAAGGUCACGAGUUACCCGGCUGUACUGAAGGGCAGAAGCGCGGCCAGUCCGCCGAAUCCGAAUCUGGUGCCGUCCGGCAAGGUGCCGCCGCCGGUGCCGCCUCGGGGCACGGGCUCCUCGCGGACCGGCAGGUCCUCCGAAGAUCACCGGGGGCCAGCCGGCGCCGCCGCCUCGACGACAUCGUCGGCAACAUCCAGCCGAGGUGGCACCCUUCCUUCCACCUGCUCUACCCCGCCCCCGCCCUUUGACGAUGCAGUCCGCUCGAACGACCAAACCCUGGCUUCCGGUGGCCACCUUCAGCACGGCGGCGCGUCCAUCCUCGCGAGCAGUCUGAGCUCUGCUCACUCCAAACAAAAUAAGGUUGUUCAUCAUGUUACCCUCACCAAGACUUAUCACGAUACUGUAAGGAAAAGGAGAAUCAUAUCGGACGUGCAUUUGGAGAGCAGCGGUAGCGGCAGCGGCAGCGGCGGCAGGGAAACCAAGUCGUCGCUGAGCGUCGAGAGCGGCGGCAGCAGUCGCGGCGGCGGCGGUCUCACGUGGACGCCACCGGCGGGCAGCGCCGAGGGCUCGACACCCACGUGGACUGAGGGCACGCCAUCCUUCACCGAGAGCUCCAGCAGCGGCGACAUAGGUUGCCCGACGACGCCGGUCAAAGGUAGUCAACGUCAGGAUGACGGUGGAAGAAUCGCGGCCACUGUGGAGGAGGCACUAGCGAGUCUCACAACCGAGAUGGAGAUACUGCAGCGCGAGUGAAUGCACGACUCUCAUCCCCUCUCCGCUAAUCUUCGUCAUGUACAACGUGCUGUUGGGUGAUCCGCACCGUCGUAGCGACGAAUCUUCGAGAGUGAAAGAAAGAGAGAAUGAGCGAGUGAAUGAAUGCGAAGAAGGUACAGAAUGAUUACAGACAGCGAAGUUUAACCCUUGAUUGGUCGCGUUAGAGCAGGUUGCUAAUUAAUGUAAUUUGCUUUCUGAGCUAUACUGGUAUUGGUACUCUCUUGUGAUGGAUUUCUCUUUGCAGAAGAAUACGCUUUACUUGUUCAAAUUCUUGUUUCUCGUUAUGUUCCUCAUUUCACCGUUUUCUAUCAUCUGUUAUUCCGCUGUCGAUUCCUUUCAGUUUUUCUUGUUUCAAUUUUCCGCUUUUCGAUUAUUCGUAUUUACGCUUUCCACCGUAGAGAUUGAUUUCCAAGACUGAUUUGCGACUGGGACUUUUGUAAAUAUUUUGGUUCGCUAUUCCAAUUCUAAAAAUUCUACUGAAAAAAAAACCACUUGAUCGAUCACGACUAUUUAAGGGUUAAAAUUGAAAGGUGAUACGAAUAGCUUCGUCGAGGAUCGAGGCGAAUACACGAUUAAUUCUGGAUUAAGAUUGCAAGUACUGUCGAUCGUUCCGUUUUGACAACGCGUUCAUGUUUCAUUCACUGCGAAUGAACGUUUGUACUUAACGCGAUUCUCAGCCAUUAACACGCGUUCGAUAGAGACGUUCGUCUCGAUCCGCGAUCUAUAGUAUUAAUCCGUUAUCGACAUGUAUAUCUGUAUACAAAAAAUAUGGGCGAUUAUCUCACUCGAGUGUGCUUCCCGAUUACGACGAGGGAACACUUUCGAUAUCCUUAUAUGGGCAUCCUUAAAUCUUCCUGGGUAUAGGAGAGUCAAUAUCAUUAUGGUUACAUAUUUAACAAAAACGUGAUAAUCGUCGGCCUACAGUACUCGAUAACGCUUUUAACAUUGUUCGAAAUCGACUCGAGAAGUGACUGAAGUGCCAUUUUUUCACUUAAGAAAUUUUUAUCUAGAAACGUCGCUUUUCUAUUCAAAGAAGACUGACAGUAGUGCAAAUUCAGUUCUUUCGACGUUAUAUAGGCGUAAAAAAAACAUUUCUUUUAUUUGUUUCCAAACGAUAAAUCCUUGAGUGACCUAAUAGCUUGGUAGAUGGUGUUGAAAGCUUGUACAGUUGAUAUAACUUUAACUUUCUCUUUUAAGCUUAUUGUUUUACCGUCUUUAACUUCUAGAACGUCGAAAGAAUGAAAUAUUUUGUAGCCCCUUGAAACCAGAAGCUUAUUCCGAAUCAUAGAAAAGUAAGAAGACAAAAGUACCAAAAAAGCCAAUUAGAUAGGCUAUAUAAAUGUGUCGAAAAAAUGUUUCAGAAUAAUCCAGAAAGAAUUAAAAAUUAGGAAUAUCAAGAGAUAGAAGAUUGUAGCAAAUUAAAAAAAAGGGGGUUAAAAAUUGUGAAAUGGCAUUUCACCCACUUCUAGCCGUUUUCACGCGUAUCUACUAUCCGCACAUAUAAACUCAUGCGUCUUUUUCCUAAUCGAGUCGUCGCCGUCGAUAAAUUGAUAUCGUAGGUUUCACUAACACAUGAGAGAGGUGUAAAAGGCCGUGCGAAACAAUUCAUUGUCGAUAUAAUUGAUGCACGAUGAGAAGGGGGAGCGGCUGUAAAUAAAAUGUGCUUGCGCAUAGUUCGGCUAGCAGAGGGCCCCGCGCGAUUCCUUUUUAUUGCGAUAUAUAGUUAGUGUUAUGUACAUGUAUCUAUAUGUGUCUCUGUCUGUCUCUGUAUGUAUCUAUACAUACACAUAUGUACACACACGCAAGACGUGUGUACCGUGUAUACAUAUUAUAAAUACAACGUGCGUGUACUCGCAAUGGAAACGUCUCGAGUUGUUCCUCCCUAAUUCUGAUGAGUUUCGGAUCGUAUCAUGUACAAAACGGCUUGAGGGAAACAAAAGACACUCACGACUUCGCAUUAGAGAUAAUGAAUUUGGUAUAUUUUAAUCGCAGCAAACAUAACAUAUCAGAGAAUAACAUUGAAAUAAAAGAAUAUUUAAUAUUUUUACGAAAUUUUUCGUCUUUUUUUCUCAGAAAUUAAUUUUAUUUCUAUAUAAUUUUUAAAUUUUCUUGUAAAUUAAUAAUUUUUUUCUGAUAAGAGAUAAAACUAUCAAUAGAUUGAUACCGAUAAAGUUAAAAUCAAAGUCCUUGAUAGUGAAAAAAUUAUAAUAACGAAAGUAUUUAAAAAUAUGCAGAAUAUAUGAUAUUGUUAAAUAGAGAAACUUCUGAUACUGCAGCGAAUUCACGGUGUAUAAAAUUACGUCUGCAGUGAGACAGACUUAGUUUUUAAUUUUCCACAACGUGGUGAUUUUUAAUUUUCCACGACACUCAUCAAAAUUAGGAUGCUCGGAAAUGUUGCCUUGCCUGUAUUAUACAUAACAAUACGACGCGACGCGACGCGAUAACAAUUUGGUGAGGAAAAGGUCUUAUAGUGCCGUGUACGUACAAUAGAUACUCCAUAGUAGCAGAGCAUACAGAUAUGUAAUCGCGUUGCUAUAAUAGUACGUGAGAGUUAUCGCGAACGUUUUGAAAGGCCAAAAUGUUGUUCAAUUAUACGUAUUAUUAUUAAAAAAAAAACGCUUCUGAACAGUCGAUGUAACAUUUAUGAUUGGCGGUAAAAUCUCGCCGCAUCUCGGUAACAGAUCUGCUUUGCAGAAUUAAGUCGUCUCCAUACUUUAUUAAUGUAUCUUUUAUUUGAUCGCUAUAUUCCGUCGCGUAUUUUCACGCGGAACGAUUUAUCGUUCAUUGAAGAAGCAUUUGAAUUCUGUUGAUUAUCCCAAUGAGAAAUUUUCUUUGUAUCUUUUAGUAGAACGCGUACAACGACGAAUAAGAGUAAUAAUGUUACAAAUAAUAUUUUUAUGAGCUAGAUUGACUCGUGCUUUAUCGGGCAAAAUCGAUAAAAAUCCACGACGAUUAUUGAAGUUUUACCGUGGAUGCAGAUUUUACUGCCGAGAUAGCUUCAUAACACACAGUAGCUUUGUUAACUCGAUACUCCGCCGCGGGUAUGACUAUUAUUGUAAUUGCUAGGAUCCCGAUCCCGCGAGAAUGUACUAACAGCGUUAGCAACUUUGAAAGUGUGAUAUUUUUUUAACAUAUCCCGAGGAAUUAAAUAUUAGAAUCUGAAUUGAUAUUGGCGCAGGUAAUUUUCAUUGAUUCGCGUGAAAAAUUCAGGGAGGAUUAUAUUCGUAGAGAAGUAUGCGUGCGCGAGAAAAGUGCUGUGUUGCUUGCAAAAUACUGAGAUUUUCCUAACACAAUAUAUGUCCAUUGUUUUGUGAAAAUAAUCGAAAAUGUUGUUCACUGCUUUCGAGUUUUUUUUUUUCGAUGCGAUUUUCAGCGAUUAUGCUCAAGUGUCGUGUGUGCACGUUCCUUCUCGAAUAAUAAUAAAUCUCUUUUGCUGCUACAACGCCAUGUGAUGUGUUAUACGCAGAUGUUUCCCUGUGUGUUCCGUGUGUGCUUAUACGAAACUUUGAGACUUUGAUUCGUGAAAUCAUCUGUUUUAUCAUUUUUCAACUAUCAAUUCAUAAAUAGGUCAAUGUGCUUUAUCAAGUUACAAAUUUAGCAAUUUUUUUUUUGCUAUUACAUAAUUAUCCGUUCAAGUUUACCAAAUGUGCCAGUUAACACGCCAUAUAUAUGACAUUACAUUCUCUUUAUCUCCUGAUCCGAUCUUGCUACAUUCAUACUCUGUGAACCACUUCUGAUAAUUUGCAAUAGCAAUAAAGAUAUUUGAAGGUAAA